Molecule: messenger RNA, 3024 nt
Organism: Drosophila teissieri
Lineage: Eukaryota; Metazoa; Arthropoda; Insecta; Diptera; Drosophilidae
Gene: Vha100-1
Product: V-type proton ATPase 116 kDa subunit a1
Exons: 11
Coding region: 122-2734 (870 amino acids)
Biological process (GO): proton transmembrane transport; vacuolar acidification
Cellular component (GO): vacuolar proton-transporting V-type ATPase complex; vacuolar proton-transporting V-type ATPase, V0 domain; plasma membrane
Molecular function (GO): proton-transporting ATPase activity, rotational mechanism; ATPase binding
Source: RefSeq, a predicted model, not a curated record
AAAUCUAAUGACCUGCCACGGUCACACUUUCAUAGUUCGGAAAUUUGUCGCUUGCUGGAAGUUUGUGGACGAAUUUAUAUUUAAUUCUUAAGCUCUUGAUAUCGGGAAUCCGGCUGCCACAAUGGGUUCCCUGUUCCGCAGCGAGGAAAUGGCUCUGUGCCAGCUGUUCCUGCAGAGCGAGGCGGCCUACGCCUGCGUCUCCGAAUUGGGCGAACUGGGAUUGGUCCAGUUCCGAGAUCUCAAUCCCGAUGUGAACGCCUUUCAGAGGAAGUUCGUCAACGAGGUGCGCCGCUGCGAUGAAAUGGAGCGCAAGCUGCGUUACCUGGAGAAGGAGAUCAAGAAGGACGGCAUCCCCAUGUUGGACACCGGGGAGAGUCCCGAGGCCCCGCAGCCCCGUGAGAUGAUCGACCUGGAGGCCACCUUCGAGAAACUGGAGAACGAGUUGAGGGAGGUGAAUCAGAACGCCGAGGCCCUGAAGCGCAACUUUCUGGAGCUGACCGAGCUGAAGCACAUUCUGCGCAAAACCCAGGUGUUCUUCGACGAGCAAGAAGGCGGCGUAAACCAAACGACCGAGUCGAUGACCCGCGCCUUAAUCACGGACGAGGCGCGCACCGCUGGUGCCUCCAUGGGUCCCGUACAGCUCGGUUACAUGGAAAAAUCAAACGAACGUGAGGAUUAUCUUCCAUGCUUCGUGGCUGGCGUCAUCCUGAGGGAGCGACUGCCGGCUUUCGAGCGGAUGCUGUGGCGCGCCUGCAGGGGCAACGUCUUUCUGCGCCAGGCGAUGAUCGAGACGCCGCUGGAGGAUCCCACCAAUGGCGACCAGGUGCACAAGUCCGUGUUCAUCAUCUUCUUCCAGGGUGACCAGCUGAAGACGCGCGUCAAGAAGAUCUGUGAGGGCUUCCGGGCCACGCUCUAUCCUUGCCCCGAAGCUCCAGCCGAUCGGCGAGAAAUGGCUAUGGGUGUGAUGACCCGCAUCGAAGAUCUGAACACCGUGCUCGGCCAGACGCAGGACCAUCGCCAUCGUGUCCUGGUUGCUGCGGCCAAGAACCUUAAGAACUGGUUCGUCAAGGUGCGCAAGAUCAAGGCCAUCUACCAUACACUGAAUCUCUUCAAUCUGGACGUGACCCAGAAGUGUCUGAUCGCCGAGUGCUGGGUGCCGCUGCUGGACAUUGAGACCAUCCAGCUGGCCUUGCGCCGCGGAACCGAAAGAUCGGGAUCGUCGGUGCCGCCAAUUCUGAACCGGAUGCAGACGUUCGAGAAUCCGCCAACUUACAACCGAACGAACAAGUUUACCAAGGCCUUUCAGGCAUUGAUCGAUGCCUAUGGUGUGGCCAGCUAUCGGGAGAUGAAUCCGGCACCGUACACGAUCAUCACUUUUCCCUUCCUGUUCGCCGUGAUGUUUGGAGAUUUGGGCCACGGCGCCAUCAUGGCGCUCUUCGGCCUCUGGAUGAUUCGAAAGGAGAAGGGACUGGCGGCUCAAAAGACGGACAACGAGAUCUGGAAUAUAUUCUUUGGCGGACGGUACAUCAUCUUCCUCAUGGGCGUCUUCUCCAUGUACACGGGUCUAAUAUACAACGAUAUAUUCUCCAAGUCACUGAAUAUCUUUGGAUCCCAUUGGCAUUUGUCCUACAACAAGUCCACGGUGAUGGAGAACAAGUUCCUGCAGUUGAGCCCGAAAGGCGACUACGAGGGCGCUCCGUAUCCGUUCGGCAUGGACCCCAUUUGGCAGGUGGCGGGAGCCAACAAGAUCAUCUUCCACAACGCCUACAAGAUGAAGAUUUCGAUCAUUUUCGGUGUUAUCCACAUGAUCUUCGGCGUGGUGAUGAGCUGGCACAACCAUACAUAUUUCCGGAACAGAAUCUCCCUGCUCUACGAGUUCAUUCCCCAGCUGAUCUUCCUGCUGCUGCUUUUCUUCUACAUGGUUUUGUUAAUGUUCAUCAAGUGGAUCAAAUUCGCCGCCACCAAUAAAAGUAAGCUUCUUGUCCCUCGACAUAAUGGCUGCUGUUUAAUGACACCAUUUUCCCAUUUAGAACCCUACAACGAAGCCUGCGCGCCCUCCAUCCUGAUCACAUUCAUCGACAUGGUGCUCUUCAACACGCCUAAGCCGCAUCCGGAGAAAUGUGAGACCUAUAUGUUCUUUGGCCAGCACACUAUCCAGGUGCUCUUCGUCCUGGUUGCCGUCGGCUGCAUUCCCGUAAUGUUACUGGCCAAGCCGCUGCUCAUCAUGCAGGCCCGCAAGCAGGCGAACGUUCAGCCCAUUGCCGGAGCCACUUCUGAUGCAGAGGCUGGCGGCAUGUCCAAUGGCGGUCCCCACGGUGGUGCCGGUGGCCAUGAGGAGGAAGAGGAGCUCUCUGAGAUCUUCAUUCACCAGAGCAUCCACACCAUCGAGUACGUCCUGGGUUCGGUUUCCCACACCGCCUCCUAUCUUCGAUUGUGGGCGCUCUCCUUGGCUCAUGCCCAGUUGGCUGAGGUGCUGUGGACCAUGGUCCUCUCGAUUGGCUUGAAGCAGGAAGGACCCGUGGGCGGCAUCGUUUUGACCUGCGUGUUUGCCUUCUGGGCCAUUUUGACCGUUGGCAUUCUGGUACUCAUGGAGGGAUUGUCUGCCUUCCUGCACACACUGCGUCUCCAUUGGGUCGAGUUCCAGAGCAAGUUCUACAAGGGCCAGGGAUAUGCCUUCCAACCCUUCUCGUUUGAUGCCAUCAUAGAAAACGGAGCUGCCGCCGCCGAGGAGUAGAUGAAGCGGGAUCGGUCAGAGCAACAACCAAAGCACGUUGAGAGUCUCAUUGCGUUAUAUGAAAUUAACUAUCCAAAUAAGUGGAAUUUACCAGUUACAGUAACAAGCAUAUAUGUACGUUUUAAUGUUUAAUUGUCGUGAAUUUAUCUAUAUCGUAUAGCCCCAGCAAACAAUAGAUUGCUAACAAUAUUUAAUGUUCUUCGUAGACGUUCUCGUGUUUAUUAACUAUACUUUUAAACUCAAAUAAAUAGCAAAAGCUAACCCCCUUGGUGGGGUUGGCACCAAAAGAA